Penicillium griseofulvum is the source of this 1305-nucleotide messenger RNA. RefSeq lists its product as uncharacterized. The record is from RefSeq and is a predicted model, not a curated record. The transcript is spliced from 3 exons. Lineage: Eukaryota; Fungi; Ascomycota; Eurotiomycetes; Eurotiales; Aspergillaceae. The coding region runs from base 1 to 1305 and encodes 434 amino acids.
AUGGCUAAGAAAGGAGGAAAGAAGAACAAGAAGGGCGGCAACAAGCCCGCCGCCGCUGCGGUAGACAAUGUCAAGGAUGUCGUUGAACCCCAAACCGAAGGCCAGACUGAAACCGUCGAGCAGACAGAGGUACCCGAGACUGCGACACAGCCCGAGACCGUCGUCGAGCCUAGCGAGGCACCCGAGGCCACUCGCGUGACCGAGGCCCCCACAACUGAGAUCCCAGCUGUGACUGAGACCGAGGAGGUGGAUCUCAAGGAGGCUUUGAAGGCCGACAAGGCCCCCGCGACAGAGGGCACUGUUGAGGAAGCCGUGGAGAAAGCGCAAGCCUCCAAGGCUGGCCAGGUGGGCGAAUUGGAAGAUGGCGCUGCCGCAGGCACUGCUGUCCUCCCAGAGAUCACCACCAAGGAGCCCGCUUCCACCAGCGCCGCGACCGGCGUCCCCGCGACACUGGCCGAGCGCCCCAAGACCUCGGAGUCAACCACCGCCCCUGCUGUUGCCCCCGCUGUUGUUGCGGCCGAGCCUGUCGCCCCCGUCGUUGCGCCUGUUGCCGAGACCGAUGCUGCUCACCCCAAGCGCCCGUACGAGAAGCCCAUCUUCAACACCGAGGAGAACCUGAAGCCCCACAAGAUGCCCAAGACCGACGAGGAGUCUGUCGCGGCUAGCGUGACCGAGGACAAGAAGACCAUUGAGGCCUUGGCUGGUGUUGGACCCGCUUCGGCUGCUGCGCUCGCAACUCCCGAGCCUACGCCGGUUCAGGCUGAGGCACCCACCGUUGCCGAUACCCCUAAGGUCGUUGCGGCGCCCAUCGCCGAGGAGAAGAAGGUGGCCGAGGCACCCAAGGUUGCUGAGGCGCCUAAGGUCGCCGAGGAGAAGAAGGUCGCUGAAGCACCCGAGGUUGCUGAGACUCCCAAGAUUGCAGAGGAGAAGAAGGUCGCUGAGGAGAAGAUUCCCGCCGCCAAGAGCACCACUGCUCAGUCCGGCGCCGGCAAGUCUGCCUCAUCUCCCGUAGCUGUCGCCGCCGCGAACGCUGCCAUCCUCUCUUCCAAGGGCGACAAGGCUGCCGCUCCGGCUGCUGCCCCCGUUGCCAAGGAGGCCGAGCCUAAGAAGCCCGAAGCUGCCCUGAAGCGCGGCGAGGAGCCAGUGCGCAAGGCUGAGGAGCCCAAGCCCGAGACCAAGGCUGAGCCUGCCAAGGAGGAGACCCAGAAGCCAUCCGAGACCGCAGCAGAGCAGGCCGAGAAGGCCGAGCAGGCUGAGAAGAAGAAGGGCGGAUUCCUGUCCUGGUUGAAGCGCAAGUUCAAAUAG